Trachymyrmex cornetzi is the source of this 697-nucleotide messenger RNA. RefSeq lists its product as uncharacterized. The record is from RefSeq and is a predicted model, not a curated record. NCBI's taxonomy places the organism in Eukaryota, Metazoa, Arthropoda, Insecta, Hymenoptera, Formicidae. The coding region runs from base 50 to 697 and encodes 215 amino acids. The transcript has 4 exons.
ACCUGGUGCAGUAAAAGAGUGGAAUAAGUGGAGAAAGACUUGGCAAGAUAUGCGAAGUGCAACUAAAGCCAAAAAUACUUCUAUCAAGAAACAUGCUCAAGGUACUGGUGGAGGACCUGCCUCAAGUCAAGUCUUAACAGAAAUAGAUCAAAAUAUUUUAACACUUAUUGGUCCAACUGUUGUGGAGGGACAUAAUUCAACACAGGAAUCCAACGUGCAAUUUGAUUGGAAUGAUGAACCAGAAGUAUGUAAUGUGGAGUACCUAUCACAUGACGAAGAAAUUGUGAAAAAUUCUGUACAACGUGACAAUCAAGAAGUAAUGCAAGAUUCUACUCCAUUGAAGUCAUUGCCUUCUCAUAAUAAUUCUAAGAAAGGUGCAUCAAAAGAAGCUAACAGCAUUUUCAACGUAAUGCUAAAUGCUAAAUCAAUUCCGCAAAAAUCAGGUACUAAAAGAACCGCUGCUGCUUUGAGAUAUUCAAAGUCAAUAGAACAAACUGAGAAGCUGGCUGAAAUAUCACACCAAGAUGGUCAAACACGAAAGAUGUAUUAUGAAAAAAAACUCGAGCUUUAUAAAAAAAAACUAGCUCCUAAGGAGAGAGAUGUUAUAGCCAAAGAAAACAUUUACAUAUUGCUGGAGCAAUUCUUAAAAAAAAGCAAUUUAAGGCGUUGCAUAUUGUUGGCUGUGAAAAUAAUUUGA